AUGCUCGCUGUCCUCCAGACAACAUCCAAGAUCAUGCAUCUUUUCGCAUUCCUAUCGUUUCUGCUUGUUGCCUUCUCAGUCACAGAGGCAUGUAAUACAGGCAAGACUGGUUAUUCAUCAAUCAGAAGCAGCGCCGCCUUCCAAAACCCAAAGCCCAUCGAGCCAGCAGGUAAGGCUUUUUGUCGGCAUCAGUAUAUUUUACACGCAAGGCAAUUCACACCUUUAAAUUCUAAUAUUCCGGCAAUGUAGACGAGUAUUCAUCCAAUGCUCUAUCUACCACGUUCCGACGCCAGUUGGCAAGAAGUGGUGUGUGUGCAUGUUCCUCCUACUUGCACAUCUUCACGCAAAGGAACUUCACCCCACAAGGACUAGGCAUAUUAAAUACUGUCGUAGGCCAGACGCACAGCCUAUAGUGACCGGUCUGCAAUGCUUCCAUGGUUGGGCAACCAUCUGCAUCAGUGUGUCGAGGAAGACACUUCCAGCGUAAACAAGGCAUUGCUUAGAUCACUUGUGCUAAUUACUCCCAAGAUACGUUUGAAUCAUUGCCUUUUUAAGCAAAAUGCAAACUGAGGAUAAUAAAAUGUCCUUCCAUGAUAACCAAACUGUCUUUACAUUUUUCUCCUUCAAGAUAAUCAAAAUGCAAUUCCUGUGGGGAAGAUUAAUAUGUGGUAA
This is a messenger RNA of Spirometra erinaceieuropaei, 672 nucleotides long. NCBI's taxonomy places the organism in Eukaryota, Metazoa, Platyhelminthes, Cestoda, Diphyllobothriidea, Diphyllobothriidae. The record is from the annotation of a GenBank genome assembly.